Molecule: messenger RNA, 960 nt
Organism: Mauremys reevesii (Reeves's turtle)
Lineage: Eukaryota; Metazoa; Chordata; Testudines; Geoemydidae
Product: neo-calmodulin-like
Exons: 1
Coding region: 204-653 (149 amino acids)
Molecular function (GO): calcium ion binding; enzyme regulator activity
Source: RefSeq, a predicted model, not a curated record
CCCAGGCGUGGAAGCCUGCUCCAGGCUCUCAGGUGAUGCAGAGGGUGUGGAUGUUCUGAUUUACUGUGAACAACGCACGUCAGGAGGCCAUUCCCUGCCUGUGCCCACGCGCUGGCUGUACAUGCUGAGGCAAGGCGAACCGAGUGUGCAUUGCUCCAGCGAGCAGGGAGGCUGUGUGACACAGAUACUUUGAAGGCACCAGCAUGGCCGACCAGCUGACGGAGGGGCAGAUCGCGGAGUUCAAAGAAGCCUUCUCGCUCUUUGACAAGGAUGGGGACGGGACCAUCACCACCAGCGAGCUGGGGACCGUCAUGCGGUCGCUGGGGCAGAACCCUACCGAGGCCGAGCUGCAAGACAUGAUCGGCGAGUUGGACGCCGACGGCAGCGGCACGGUGGACUUCCCCGAAUUCCUGUCCAUGAUGGCGAGGAAGAUGAGGGACACGGACAGCGAGGAGGAGAUCCGGGAAGCCUUCCGCGUGUUCGACAGGGACAAGAACGGCUACAUCAGCGCGGCGGAGCUCCGGCACGUCAUGACCAACCUCGGCGAGAAGCUGACGGACGAGGAGGUGGAUGAGAUGAUCAGGGAGGCUGACAGCAACAGCGAUGGGCAAGUCAACUACGAGGAGUUUGUACGGAUGAUGACAGAGAAGUGAAGAACUGACUUUUCUGGUACCGUGUUCACUCAUUCAUUUGCUUCCUUUCACUGUAACCUACCCGUCAGUGGUCCCUCCCCUCUUGCCCAAGGCCUACGCAUGUCUCUGCUGCUUGGUUGGUUUCUUCCCCUGUAUUCUAUUACUUUAUUCUAAAGGCUGACUGGGGCUUACCCUGCUUGUUAGCUAAGCCCUGUGGUUCAUCUGAAAUUUAGCAUCUCUGGUUACACAUCUGGUUUAUGCCUUUUGCAAUAAUUAGGUUUCCUUUAGACCAGGCGGCAACUGGCAUUGGAGCCCACGCGUCCAAAGG